AUGAAGAUCAUUAAAUGGGAGUGUCGAGGAGCGGCGUUUCGUGGAUUUGAGAAAAUCAGCAAAAAAAACAAGCACACCGUUUGUUUCGAGGCAAGUGGAGGCGUGAGAGAGUUGACUUUUGACUUCUCGAGUGCACAGACAAGAGAGAUUCUGGAUGAAUGGGCUGAGAAUCCAAGAAUGGGACUUUUCCCUUGGGUAGAGCUUCGAUUCGAUUACGCUGAUGGUGGUCCGUUGAUCAAACUGUGUUGGCUCGUCUUCAGAUGGAAUCGGGAAACCUCGAAAUGGAUCGCCGCAUUCACUGUGGAACGGCCGAUCAUGGGCGGAUUCGAGCUUCGUUCGAUGGUUGAGUCUUUCGAUGAUAUGGAAAUAACAAGAUCGCUCACAAUGACAAGUGAUAUAAAAUUCGAUCAAACUUUACUCCAUUUCACGCUAAAGAAUCAGCAACGAGACUGGGCAAUGAUCAAGAUCGGAGCGAUGAAACCAAUGGAUUUUGGGAUCAGAGUCGUGUUGUUGGAUCGAGAAAUGAGAAAACUCGAGGACAAUCCGACAACGAAAUGGUUUUCGAUUAAGAAUAUCACCAUGCAACGAGUUUGCAUCACUUUUCGAGGUCCACGAGCCGCGAGUAUGCUGAUCGAUCACAAAACGCGUUUUGCCUCUUCGGAAUGGCCGUAUUUCGAGCUACAAGUUCGGAGACGAAGCGAAGGGAAAAGUGACGAUUUCUCGCGGUGGAUCAUUUUUGAGUGGAUCGGCGGAAAGUGGACUUUUCAUCUUUCAAACAAUCCCCCGUCAGCACUCCCAAGGAAUCAAGGAAAGGGUUGGAGUCUUAAUGGUAGCUCUGUACUGUCUCCUGUACUCCUACUAGCACUAUGUAUUCUUAUCUCAUAU
Molecule: messenger RNA, 885 nt
Organism: Mesorhabditis belari
Lineage: Eukaryota; Metazoa; Nematoda; Chromadorea; Rhabditida; Rhabditidae
Source: the annotation of a GenBank genome assembly